UACUAGAUAGAAAAAAACAUUUUCAAAACGACCAACGGGCGUGGGAGUCAACUCAGCAUCCAUCAGUCAUCCAUUAAAAAAAAUAUAAUUUGGAGGAUUUUGACCAGAACAUAUAUAGCUACACAAAUCGAAUUUAUUAAGUUUACAAAUGGCAGAUCCGACGACACAGUCUGCCCAGAUUUCGUGCGCUACGAACGCUUCAUCGACCAAAGAAUCCACAUAUUACGUGAUGGAGCUGGUGUACUGGCGGGACCCAAAGAAGUCUGCGGUGGCCUUUGGCAUGUCUCUGCUGGUCCUUCUGUCCCUGGCCACCUUCAGCGUCAUCAGUGUGGUCUCCUACAUGCUGCUGGCACUGCUCUGUGUCACAAUCACCUUCCGCGUCUACAAGUCUGUCAUUCAGGCAGUGCAGAAGUCUGAAGAGGGCCACCCCUUCAAGGCUCUGAUGGAGAAGGACCUGACCGUUCAGCCUGAGAUUUUCCGAAAAUAUGUGGAUGUGUGUCUGACCUAUGUGAAUCUUGCCAUCAAACAGGCCAGGCACCUGCUGCUGGUGGAGGACCUGGUGGACUCGCUGAAGCUGGCUGGUUUCAUGUGGCUGCUGACUUAUGUGGGCGCUGUCUUCAAUGGCAUCACUAUCCUGAUACUGACUGAUAUCAUUUUCUUCAGCACGCCUCUGGUUUAUGAGAGAAAUAAAACUCAGAUCGAUCAAUACAUUGAACUGAUUCGCACCAGAGUUGAAGUCACACUUGCAAAGCUUCAAGAUAAACUCCCUGGGGCAGUAAAGCGCACCAAAGCAGAGUGACGGUCCAUGAACCCUAUUCAACAACUAAUCUCCCUCACUUCUACUGCAACUCCAGUCCUACACAGCGUCGAACUAGUGGCAGUCAUCGCUCAAUAUUCUAUGUACCGUAACUAACUUGCAUAGGGUGCAAUGCUUGUGUUUUUGUUGUUGGAGCCAUCCACAUUCUGUACAUUCUCUUGAUCCUCAAAGACCAUGUACUCCUUAACAUAUGAUUCCUGGUUGAACCAGGGGGGGCGUAAGUCAGGAGAAUCAGUGAUUCACUUUUAAUUAUUUCAAGGAUACAGAAUGGUGUGUAACAUCUCUAAAAAGCAAAUGUUUGUACUCUAAUCUGUUUUGCGGAGAAAGUUAUUUGUUGUAGUUUUGUACAUUUUCACAAAAUAAAUCAUUUUUAAUUUAUGAAGAAGGAAAAAAAAACUUAAGCACUCGGUGUGUGUUUCUGUUUCUGAAUUGGGAAGUUUCUGGGGCACUCAACCUUUUCAGCAUCGUCUCAGUUCAUCCUAAAGACACUUGGUAUCUGCACUGCACGGAGUAUUUUGUAAGUAAUUCAUCAAACUUGAAAUAAAAAUGAAGGAAACUCUGGAAAAA
Oncorhynchus gorbuscha (pink salmon) is the source of this 1384-nucleotide messenger RNA. Its product is annotated as reticulon-3-like. The record is from RefSeq and is a predicted model, not a curated record. The transcript is spliced from 7 exons. Gene Ontology annotation, cellular component: postsynaptic density; neuron projection. The coding region runs from base 149 to 799 and encodes 216 amino acids. Gene Ontology annotation, biological process: brain development; endoplasmic reticulum tubular network formation; neuron differentiation. NCBI's taxonomy places the organism in Eukaryota, Metazoa, Chordata, Actinopteri, Salmoniformes, Salmonidae.